AUGGGCUCCGCAUUGCCCAACUCCGCCUGCGAGCAGAACGCACUGCUGCAGGUCACGAGCACCAGGCUCCAGGGGCCUUCCUUCCCAAGCCUUCCAAGUCUCCCAGGUCUUGUGCAACACGCCGCCGAGCGCAGUUCGCGGAUGGACGAGGGACGACUCGAGGGUGUGAGGAAGGUGCACUCGGAGAUUGAGGCCAUGGUGAAGCAGCUGCUGACGGAGAAGAGUACAAUGGAGACUGGGCGGAAUCGCAGUGACUACAACCUGAGCAGCACCACCCUGGCGGUCCUCGACACAGUCAGCACAGAAAUGCAGAGCUUGUUGGUGGAGAUCAACGAGUCCCACAUCGCGGAUGAGCAGCUUCUUCUUGACCUGGCCCAGGCCUUCGUCCAGUGCAACACGGACCUCGCCCAGCGCCAGCUGCAGAGCGACAACCUCAGCAGCCUCGUGGCCAGUGCCCGCCAGUCCCACGAUGCCUGCCGUGCGUCGGAGCAGAGCCUGACGGCGGCCAACGCCAGCUCAUGGGCAGCCUAUCUUGCUGCCGGCAGUGAGGCUCCCCCUGAGACGGUGAAGCAGUGCAUGACGAACUUCGUCAAUGGCCACAACCCAGAAGCAGUUGAGGACCUUGAGGCCAUGACCAGCUGCGCAGAAACGAUCCAGUCUUGGAGCUCUGACUUCGCAGCGAACAUGACCAACCUGCAGAAUACUUAUACAAGUGACCUAAAUGCAGUGAAUCAGGAGAGAGUGUCUUGUCGCGUGAAUCAAUCGACGCUGGAGAGUCACUUCUGCGAGUACCGGCAGCAGCUUAGUGACAGCUGCAUCGCCGUUGACAGCUGCCAUGAGAAUGCCAACGCGACCUGGCACGAGCUCCUCGUGUCCAUCGCAGCCUCGGACGUGCGACGUGAAUCCUCCUUCAUUGCGGCCACAAAGGUCAUCUGUUACAUCCAGGUCCUCCAGUCGAACCUGACCCAGCCAGCAGUCCAGGAAUGCCAAGACCUUACAGCCGACACCUCUGUGAUCAACGUCAACAUCCCCACGCCGGCCGGGAUCGCGACCUGUGACGCCUCGCCCGUGGCCACCUUCCCCUGCGAGGCAGGUCACCCCGCAUUUGUUCAUGCAGCUUCGGAUCUGCUUCGAAUCUGUGACCUGGGGCUGCUUGUGUUCAUCUUUGCACAAUGCAGAACUCUCGAAGUUGUGGAUCUUUUGGCAGCCUGGUUGGACAUGGAGUACUUCAACAAGUCUUGGUACACGCAGCAGCCGCAGAUCCUCCCCGACACCUGCAUCAGCUGUGCGGCGCGGGUCACGACGACCACGACCACCCUCGCAGUAGUCGUGCCAGCCCGGAGCCCAGACCCAUCCUGGGGAGAGAAGGAAGAGCGGGAGAACUGUGGGAUAGAGUGGGAUAUCCCGCAAGAUUUCGGAAGCUGCUUGUAUCCAGCCGGUGAACUGGGGAGCUACCUUGUGUGCAUUGGCGACAACAGCGUGGCGGCUGUGUUCCUGUCCACCUGUGCCGUCACCAGCCAGGUGCCCACCAAGUUGCAGUGUGUCGGCGAAAGUUCCGGCGGACAAUUGGGAGGCCCCGGCUAUCCGGCCUACGUUGAUCUGGGAAGUCGCACGGCAAGCCGUGUGUUCGGCCCUACUUGCUGCAGAUUCUGCGCCCUCCUGGACAACGAGGAUCUCAAGUGCUGGGGAGGCAACAGUAAUGGGGAGUGGCAAGUGUUUGGCGGACCCCACCACGUCUGCGCCAUCCUGGACGACCAGUCCCUCAAGUGCUGGGGCCAUGGAGCUAACGGCAUGCUGGGCUUCACACCCUCCAAUGGCCCGAAUGUGGGUGAUGCCCCGAAUGAGAUGGGUGACAACCUUCCCGUCGUGAGUUUCGGUGCCCUGGAGGGUAGCCACCAGGUGCUGGGUGGCUCAGCCUGGUGGCACGUGUGCGUGCUUUUGGACCACCCAGCCGAAGUUACACAGCUGGCGUGCUUUGGGGUGAAUGGGGGUGAAGGGCGUCUCGCACGUGGAAAUACAGACCAUCAUUCACUGACUCCCAUGCCGGUUGAUCUGGGCACCGGCUUUCAUGCAGUGCAGGUGAAAUGCUGGGGCGGCAACGGCAAUGGCCAGUUGGGCAGAGGUGCCCCUGCCGUCGAUGUCAACAACGUGGGUGCGAGCCCGGGUGACAUGGGUGACAACUUGCCAGCCGUCGACUUGGGUACAGACCAGGGUGGCAAACCGCUGAAAGCCAUCUACAUCAUGGUUGGUCACAGGCAUUCGUGUGCCAUUCUCCAGGGUGGGGCCGUCAAAUGCUGGGGCAGCAACACGCUCUUUGGACCAAAGGAAGGGCAAGCUGGGCAGCCAAACAGCAACAGCAUUGUGGGUGACAGUCCUGCGGAGAUGGGCGACCACCUCCCGAGCGUCAACAUCGGGGAGAACAUGGUGGCCACGGAGCUGGUCGGCGGAGUGGCCCACACGUGCGCACGCCUGGAGGGCGGUGCGCUCAAGUGCUGGGGCACGGGCGGCAACUAUGACUGGGCCAGCUUCCUGGCCCAUUCAGCGCUACGAAGCCCCAAGAACUUUUCCCGGACAGCUCAAAACCAGGAAGCCCCAGCAGUUGUUUUUUCCAGUGUGCUUCCAUGCCCACAUUUCCCAGCCUCUGGGUUUCCGCAAUCCGAUGCCCUAAGCCCUGAAACCCGAAAUCCUAAACCCUAA
Symbiodinium natans is the source of this 2697-nucleotide messenger RNA. Lineage: Eukaryota; Dinophyceae; Suessiales; Symbiodiniaceae. The record is from the annotation of a GenBank genome assembly.